Molecule: messenger RNA, 2085 nt
Organism: Cutaneotrichosporon cavernicola
Lineage: Eukaryota; Fungi; Basidiomycota; Tremellomycetes; Trichosporonales; Trichosporonaceae
Exons: 2
Coding region: 1-2085 (694 amino acids)
Source: RefSeq, a predicted model, not a curated record
AUGGCCCGUGCGAAGCCUUCCUCGAGCGGGGCUGCGCCUCGUGAUCUGCGAAAGCCUGUUAGGUGGCCUGGUCCUGAGAUCGUUAACCUCGCGGACAGUAGUGAAGACGAGCUUCCGUCGUUCAUGAGGCGCCGCUCGACAAGCAAAGGCGACAACGACGACGACGAUGACUUGGCGGAAACCCUUCGCCGGCUAAGGGAGAAGGAGGAUGUCAUGCACGAGCUUUCACUCAGGAAACCACUACGGCGAUUCGAACCAGACGAAGCGGAAGAGGAGGAAGAGGAGGAAGAGGAGGAAAUUGAGGCGACUAGACUCGAGUUCACUUUCGUGUCCGACGACGAUCAGGAGUCGAUCGACACCGCUGAAGACGUGGAGCCGACCCCCCAAAGCGCUGCUCACGGGUGUCGACCAGCUCCCGUUGGUCUAUACCCACCUUCCCCAGAUCCUAAGGUGGACGACGACGACGAUAUCGCCAGCGUAGCGUCGCGCAACGCGAGGUCUGCGCAGGACAUCCACAAUGAUGACGCGUAUGAUCCGCGCGCGUCCUCGGCCUCCACAGAUAUUGACGAGUUGGAUGACGACGUCAAGUCCGAACCCGGGAGGCGGAGCGGUAGCGCCGUCGGGAGGGACCUAGAGCCCGUGACUCUCAAGCCCCUCUGCCUAAAGCCCGUCCAGUGCAAGGUUGAUAACCAUUGGGUCUACCUUUUCUUUCGCUUCUGCGCCGAGCGGCACGCGAUGUACACUCGCCGCGCGGCGGGUGUUGCCCGCCACAAAUUGACGAACGACGAGACGAUGAAAGCGAUCCACAUCGGUAACGUCUACCGCCAGCUCGACCCGUCGAGCGCCAACAUGCGCAACAACAUCAUCGGCAAGGGCGACCAGAGCGUCGGGGAAGUCUGCUUCCGCGUCUUCCUCUUCUGUAUGUUCUACAAGGACACGACGUGGGAGGCGCUGUGCAAGGCCGUUGGCGGCAUUCCUACAUGGAACAAUUUCGAGACCGACAUGCCCGCCAUGGAGGCGACGCUUCACCAGAUGAGCAUCGUCGAGCACCAGAGGCUGUGGCGCGGUGCUUUCCAAAUUGUACCGCCUACGGUCUACUUUGCAAAGACGUACAGGAAUCGAGGCAAGGACAUGGCGCAUUACGCGGCGAGCUUGCGCCUCGUGCUGGCCAUCAUGAAGGCCGGGAUCCCGGCGCGCCUCGCCAAGUGCACAUAUGCCGUUGACGCGUCGUAUGUGCUCGGCACGGUUCCGACGCUUGGCGGGUUUCUGGGCCUCAACAUCCUGUGUUUCCUCAACGACACGACGCACUUCAAGUGGCGCUACCGCGACUUUGCGACGUGCGGGCCCGGGUCGCGUAAAUUCACACAGCGGAUGUUCGGCAAGAACAUCAUCAACAACGUGGCGAUGGAGGAGGCGGGGCUUCGCUGGCUGGCAGAUAACCAGUGGCGGUACUGGGCACGGCUAGGCCUCGACCCACCCCACGAAUGGGAGAACGGUCUGCGACCUGGGAUGCGGGUGUUAGACGUCGAGAAUGCCCUCUGCUGGGCACUCCGCUACGUCAACGCCUACGUGAGCAAGGGCACGCGAUCGCUGGCCAACAAACCCGCACCAACAUACGACGCCCAGGUGACGGAGAAGUGCGGUCCGCCGGCGUGGUGCGUCGAAAAGAAGUGGCUCGGUAGCACCUCGCGCGCACCAUGGGACGGGGAGCACGCCGAGGAGGACGACCACGUGGGUUCAAUGGGUGACGACAUUUACGAGAUCGAGAAGGUCGUUGCGCGUCUUGGACAGCCCGACGAUCCGGACGGGCUCUUCCGCGUGCGCUGGACGGGAUGGAUGCCAGAGUGGGACACGUGGGAGCGUGAAAGCUCACUACGGGUGGAUGCCGAGGAAGCGUUGGAGGAGUGGCUCGAGAUCGAGCGUAAUCUUCGGGCGGCAGUUGAAGAUGUCAAGAACAACAAGCCAUUCACGUGGCCAGAUGGGCACGUCAUCAAGAUGGAGAACUACACGCCCGUCCGCGAGGUCGGGAAACAGGCAGCGGGGCGCGCGGCGCGGGCAGCGAAACGGGCUCGGGUCAAAAAGUAG